GUUUCGGUGCGAGAUCAUCAUCGUCGUCGUCAAAUGUUCUCUCGUGUGGAAGAAGAAGUGACAGUUCUGAAUCCAAUACAGAAAAUUCCAUUGGAGUUAACAUUCUCUUCUCCGGCGCUUACCAAAUUCACAGAGAAAUCAAGGACGAAGAAGCUUCGUGUAAUACUUCAAUCAUUUUGAUCCGUCGCCGUUCUCCACCUGUCUCGUGCUGCGUACAGCCACCACAGGGUAUAUACGGCAUUGAUGUGAGAUCUGGUUUUGGAGAGAGAUGCAGAGAGAGAACAGUAUCAACUAUCCGUCGAGCCCUAGUGCUCGGCUUCGUCACCGUAGGCGAUCAAAUGAGGGUAUUGCGGAGGAUUUUAAGCCAAAUGGAAGCAAUUUACUUGUUAAUGACAGAAAUAAAUACAAGUCUAUGUUGAUUCGUGCCUAUUCAUCCGUCUGGAUGAUUGGAGGGUUUGCAUUAGCAAUAUACCUUGGACAUCUCUAUAUUAUGGCUAUGGUGGUUGUAAUCCAAAUCUUUAUGGCACGAGAACUCUUCAAUCUACUUAGGAGGACCCAUGAAGAUAGGCACCUCCCAGGAUUCCGGUCAUUAAACUGGUACUUCUUCUUCACGGCAAUGUUUUUUGUUUAUGGCCGCCUUCUCAGUCAACGGCUUGUCAAUACUGUAACAUCAGAUAAAGUUCUGUAUCAGCUUGUUAGCAGCAUUGUCAAGUAUCAAAUGGCCAUUUGUUAUUUCUUGUAUAUUGCAGGUUUUAUGUGGUUCAUUCUUACUUUAAAGAAGAAGAUGUACAAAUAUCAGUUUGGGCAGUAUGCAUGGACACACAUGAUCUUGAUAGUGGUGUUUACACAGUCUUCUUUCACUGUUGCUAACAUCUUUGAAGGAAUAUUCUGGUUUCUCCUUCCGGCAACACUCAUUGUAAUAAAUGAUAUUGCUGCAUAUUUUUUUGGAUUUUUCUUUGGAAGAACCCCGUUGAUCAAGAUAUCUCCAAAGAAAACUUGGGAGGGAUUCAUAGGAGCCUCUGUGACAACUAUUAUCUCGGCAUUUAUGCUUGCGAACAUCAUGGGUCGCUUCAGUUGGCUCACUUGUCCAAGAAAGGAUCUAUCGACUGGUUGGCUUCACUGUGAUCCAGGUCCCAUGUUCACACCAGAAUAUUUUACUUUACCAGAAUGGGUUCCUACAUGGUUCCCAUGGAAGGAUGUCACCAUUUUGCCAGUUCAGUGGCAUGCUAUAUGUCUUGGUUUAUUUGCGUCAAUAAUAGCUCCUUUUGGUGGCUUCUUUGCCAGUGGCUUUAAAAGAGCUUUUAAAAUCAAGGAUUUUGGCGAUAGCAUUCCAGGACAUGGUGGAAUCACAGACAGGAUGGAUUGCCAGAUGGUGAUGGCCGUAUUUUCAUACAUCUAUCAUCAAUCAUUUGUCGUGUCUCAGAGCAUCACCGUUGAAUCAAUUAUUGACCAGAUACUAAUGAACCUUACGUUUGAGGAGCAACAACUUCUGUUCACGAAAUUUGGGCAAAUGUUGCAGGACAGGCUGAUUCCACAAUACAGAAUGGGAGCAGAAGAUUGGGAAAUAUCAAGUUCACGAGGUCAGUCGUUCAGCCGUUUCAUUUGCCAUCCCUUGGUAUUCAAAUUCGGUACUAGACCUCAAGACCACCUCUUGUUUUGACGAGGACCAAGAAAUUUAAUGGUUGCAAAUCGAGGUAUGGUACUCGCUUGUACUAUGUCAUCCUGGCAAGAACUAGCUUAAUGCACAUUAAUAAAGCAUGUAUUAUAGAAGCAUGCUUUUGAAUAUCCUCAAAUGGAGGGACAUCUCUUCUUGCAUUUAGAGCAACAAAGAAGACGUUUUAACAAAUAGUUUAGCCCUCGAAGAGAUACUCAAUAAGGUAGUUGACUAAUAUUAGUUCUAUUUCUGCAGCCAAACCAUUAGCUAUUUUUCAAAAUUUAGGUGUAUUCUUAUAGAGCAAUACCUACAAAAACUUUACAUUAUAUACCUCUCUUUCUAAGAGCCUUUG
Momordica charantia (bitter melon) is the source of this 2006-nucleotide messenger RNA. RefSeq names its product phosphatidate cytidylyltransferase 1. Gene Ontology annotation, molecular function: phosphatidate cytidylyltransferase activity. Gene Ontology annotation, cellular component: endoplasmic reticulum membrane. The record is from RefSeq and is a predicted model, not a curated record. NCBI's taxonomy places the organism in Eukaryota, Viridiplantae, Streptophyta, Magnoliopsida, Cucurbitales, Cucurbitaceae.